AAGUUCAUCCUAUCUUACCAAAUAGUGAACGCUAUUUUAAACUAUACUGGCAUAAUGUGAUGCCCGGUACACACUUGUCCAGUGCAGUUCCGACAAGCGAGAUUCGUUGGUGUCAGUUAGCGUUUACACUCUGCCAGUUUGACGGCCCAAUCAGAGCGCUAUUUACCAACUGUACUGGCCAAGUGUAAACCGCGCGCGAAUUUGGCAUAAGUAUAAUAGUUAUUCCGACGCCAUCUUUCGCUGUGUUAACGCGUCUGUGUAGAGAAAUAUUUGUGUAUAAACUCCAAAGUCUUUUCUACUCAUAUUUUACUCAUUAUAAUAAAUAAGUGAGUCAUAGUUGAAGAUAUAUUCAAUGUAGUUUUAGAUAGUUUAUAGGUAUAAAGAUUACUAUUAAUAAUAAUGAUUAUGUGAUUAAAUUCAAGGAUGUUCCUUAUGUUGUACCGUACGCUUGGAUAAAACAUGGAACAUUGGGGACUAUUCUAGUGGCAUUCCCUAAUGAAGAUCUAAGAGAAACAACCGUGUGAUAAGAAAUAAAUAAUACGGACAAAACUGGAAACUUGAUGAAGAUUGUGAAACAUCUUAGCAGUAAGGUAAUAUUUUUAAUGCAUAUUAUUGCAUUUGGACUCUGAGUAACGUUAAAAAAUCCGACAUUUAGAGAUGGAGAAGAAAAUUAAGACCUCCAAACACUCGAUAAAUAAUCGAGCUAGGACUUCUACAGCAGAUACUAAAAGAAAAAUAAUACCAAUAAAAAGUAACGGAAACAAACUUAUAAGACAACGCGUAAAAGGGCCAGAAAUAGUAAUACAAAAUGUCAAUCAACAAAAUCGUGACAUCAAUCCAGGACCUGUACUUCAAGAUUCAUCGAGAAACACAUCUUCAUCAUCUCUACAAAAUUCUAGGAAUUUAGCAAAUCAUUCUCGUUUGCACAAUAAUAAAAGCUUGUCGCUACAAAGUAUAAACAACCAACAAUCGAUUGUACAAAAUAGUCCAGCCAUAAAGAACCAACAUGAUGAUGUAACUGAACAGUCACAUGAAAGAGGAUAUCUGGAAAAUUUAGAUCCCCAACAACAUUCGCCGAUUCACUACCCAUUAUCUCCAAAUGUUAUUAUAUCCUCGAUGUCUAGCGUAAGUCCCAGCGAUAGUCCAAGAAGUACUCAUCAAGAAGUAACCAAAAAUAUCCCACGCGUUCUACAGCAGGCAUCACUAAAUGAAGAAAAUUUUCCAAUUACCAAAUUGUCAACAGAUUCUGAAGAAACUAAGGAAAAUAUUUUGAUUAAUGAAUUGAAUGAUAUUUUAAACAAUAUAAAUACAACUAUAGCUCCUUUAUAUGACUCAAUGAGUACUAUACGCAAUGCGUUUUAUGAGUAUGCACAAAGAAUCCAAAGAGCAGUAAAUGACGUUGAUAAUUAUUGCGAGUUAAAACUUAAAGAGGUAACAGAAGUCAACAAGCAACAGACAGAACUGUCCAUUUCUGAAGACAGCGCUUCAACAGAUAAUUCUGACGAUAAACAUGUUAAAAUUAAGAAACAAUCAAGUUCGUUUACUUUACCUCUAAACUAUAAACAAAAUCAAGAUAUAUUUACAAAAGAAUCAUCUAAAGAAAAAUUGAAUAAAAACAAAGUAAAUUCCAAAUGCAACUCACAGCAUGAAUUAGAUGAACAUUUUCCAAUUACCACCAAAACAUCAAAUGAUUCAAAUGGAAUUAUUGAAAAUACAUUUAUAAGCGAAUUUAACAAUAUAUUAAACAUCAUAGAUGUAACUUUAGCUCGUAAACAUGAAUCGAUGACUACUAUUCACCAAGCGUUUUAUGACUAUACUAAAACAUUUGAAAAAGUAAUUACUGAUCUUAAUAGUUAUUGCGAUUUGAAAGAUAAAAACGUAACAAGAAGCAAUAACGAACAGACAGAGUCAGCAAUUUCAUCUUUACCUGAAGGUACCUCAGCUGCAAGAGACAAAGAUCAACAGACCCGCAAAAAUAAUCCUGAUGUUGAAGAUGUUACACUUACUAAGAAACCACGUCUGUUUGUUUUACCUCCAGACUACGACCCAAAUGAUACAAGAUGGACGUUACGACAUCGUAAACCUGGUCCAAAAAUUGUUGAACUAAUCCCAAAGAAUAAUAUAUAUGUCAAUAAAAAUAGAUUAGGUUAUAGUUGUGCUGUGGCAAAAAAUUGUAAUGAAUUAACAAUAAUGUUAUUACAGAUUAUCUUUUCUGCAAGUGCAUUGAGUGUGUGUUCAUUAACUGGUGAAAUAGCCAUUGGCAAACAUGAUGGCUCAAAUAUAAGACCUGGCUUGGAUGAGCAUGCGUUAGCAAUAUUACUAAUUUUCAUUAAAAAACAUGGAGUCAGCAAAGGUUGGCAAGUUCCUGAUACACUAACUUUUGUAAAUAUAAUUCAAAGUAAACUCAAAGCAAUAAGAAGAAAACCUUCCCUAUUUUGGUAACUGUACAGAAUGAAAUAAUUGUCCACUGUAUUAUGUUUUUUUUAAUCCACUUUAAUAAACUGUAAAUCUACAUAGAAUUAAGUCUUAAUCCAAUGUAUGUAACAAACA
Papilio polytes (common Mormon) is the source of this 2550-nucleotide messenger RNA. RefSeq lists its product as uncharacterized. Lineage: Eukaryota; Metazoa; Arthropoda; Insecta; Lepidoptera; Papilionidae. Gene Ontology annotation, molecular function: DNA binding. The transcript has 4 exons. Bases 658 to 2442 code for a protein of 594 amino acids. The record is from RefSeq and is a predicted model, not a curated record.